This is a messenger RNA of Drosophila hydei, 1151 nucleotides long. RefSeq names its product guanine nucleotide-binding protein subunit beta-like protein. Gene Ontology annotation, biological process: positive regulation of protein phosphorylation; rescue of stalled cytosolic ribosome. The coding region runs from base 68 to 1021 and encodes 317 amino acids. Gene Ontology annotation, molecular function: ribosome binding; protein kinase C binding; translation regulator activity. NCBI's taxonomy places the organism in Eukaryota, Metazoa, Arthropoda, Insecta, Diptera, Drosophilidae. The transcript has a single exon. The record is from RefSeq and is a predicted model, not a curated record. Gene Ontology annotation, cellular component: nucleus; cytosol.
AUAAAACUGAAUUAUAGUUAAGAAACUAAAUACAAAGCCGGAAUAUCACUAAAUAAAUUAAGAGAAUAUGCCAGAGGUCAUACAAUUAGCUGGCGUCCUGUCUGGCCACAGUGGCUGGGUGACUCAGGUGGCGCCCCAUCCGUAUGAUCCGGAUCUGUUGGUCUCCUCGUCAAGGGAUAAGACCAUCAUUGUGUGGCGCUUGACGCGCGAGAGCCAGAACAACUAUGGCUACACGCUGAAGCGAAAUUAUGGCCACUCGCAUUUCAUCAGCGACGUGGUGCUCUCAUCUGACGGCAACUUUGCGCUGUCCGGCUCGUGGGAUCGCACCAUUCGACUGUGGGAUCUGACUGCUAGCGCCACAACGCAUCGGUUUGAGGGACAUGCCAAGGAUGUGCUGUCCGUGGCCUUUUCGCCGGACAACCGCCAAAUAGUCUCCGGCUCACGCGACCGCACCAUCAAGCUGUGGAACACGCUGGCCGAUUGCAAGUACACCAUUACGGAUGAUUGCCACACCGAUUGGAUAUCGUGUGUGCGCUUCUCGCCCAAGCACUCUAAUCCCCUAAUCGUCUCGUGCGGCUGGGAUCGUACGGUUAAGGUGUGGGAUUUGACCCACUGUAAGUUACGUAACAAUCACCACGGUCACACUGGCUAUCUCUCGACGGUGGCCGUCUCGCCGGAUGGCUCGCUGUGCACGUCGGGCGGCAAGGACGCUAAGGUGCUGUUCUGGGAUUUGAGUGAUGGACGCAAUCUGUAUCCGCUGGACCAUCAUGACGUGGUCAAUGCCAUGUCCUUUUCGCCCUGUCGCUAUUGGCUUUGUGUGGCCUGCGGCUCAUCAAUAAUUGUCUGGGACUUGGCAUCGAAAAAGGCAGCAUUCGAUCUCUGGCUUGAGGAUGUACCGCCUACGGCGAAGGGUGAUCUGCCGCAAUGCCUGUCGCUGGCCUGGUCCAUCGACGGCCAAACUCUCUUUGCCGGCUACUCCGACAACAAGAUACGCGCCUGGCAGGUGCUUACCGGCCAAUAACAUUCAAACCCCACCCACACUCACUCCUUGGUCUUCAGUAACAUUGUAACAUUCAAUAACCAACUAGCUGAUUUGUUUAUUCUAUGUUAAGGGACAGCACACGGGCUACGAAACGAAAUCAAAUAAAUUC